CGCAAUUUCCUCCGUUAGGCGGGUUUAACUGUCCGGAAGAGGAAGCCUCGUUCUUUUUCCGUUCUCUUGGGUUCUCGGCCCUGUGAGUGUUUUUGGGUGCGGACGCCAGAGCCGAGCCGAGCCGCCGUCGCCAUGCCUCGGAAAAUUGAGGAAAUCAAGGACUUUCUGCUCACCGCCCGGCGGAAGGACGCCAAGUCUGUCAAGAUCAAGAAGAACAAGGAUAAUGUGAAGUUCAAGGUUCGCUGUAGCAGGUACCUUUACACCCUGGUUAUCACAGACAAGGAAAAGGCUGAGAAGCUGAAGCAGUCCCUACCCCCAGGUUUGGCAGUGAAGGACCUGAAAUGAGCCAGACCUCUGCGUGUGACUAUUAAAAACCCUGGAACAUC
Molecule: messenger RNA, 386 nt
Organism: Mastomys coucha (southern multimammate mouse)
Lineage: Eukaryota; Metazoa; Chordata; Mammalia; Rodentia; Muridae
Gene: Rpl38
Product: ribosomal protein L38
Exons: 5
Coding region: 133-345 (70 amino acids)
Biological process (GO): protein-RNA complex assembly; translation
Cellular component (GO): ribosome; cytosolic large ribosomal subunit
Molecular function (GO): structural constituent of ribosome
Source: RefSeq, a predicted model, not a curated record